AAUAUUGUUAUAAUUGUGCAGAUUUCUGUGUGUUUGUAAUCGUUGACAUUCCAGCCCAGAUGACGGGCUUUACUCUGAUAGUCUUCAUCUAAGCAGGUUCCCUCGUGUUAGCUUUGCCAGGCUCGCUCCCCGGCUGCUAAAGCUGACUUGUUGGUUAGCAAGGGACCUGAAGCAUGGAGGCUGUUCUGAACAGGCUGAGGGGACUAAGUGCCGAUGAACUGCGUGAGGAAUUUGCACAAGCAAACCUCAAGUGUGGCCCCAUCACAGCUACCACUCGAGCCACUUUUGAAAGGAAGUUAGCCCGAGUCCUUGCCGGGUCAGAGAGCAGUGCCAGUGAAUCGGACAGCAGCUCUUCAGCAGGUGUCAAAGGCAGUGCUGCCUCUGUUGCUGAUCAUACCACCCCUACAUCAUGUGCCACCUCAGCAAAGGCACCCACCACUGUUGCAACAAUCAGCAGCCCUACUAAGGCUGCCAUCGAAGAAUUGGACUUCGGCUAUGGUGUGGGUCUCAACCCUCCAGAAGAGGAGGAGAUCUUGCUAAAGACAGCUUCAGACAGCUCUGGUGAAGGCAGUAACUCUCAGUCCAAAGCGGAAAUUCCUUCACAACCUGCACAAGUGUCCCCGACCUUUUAUUAUGGAGUAUGUCCACUGUGGGAGGAUGUUUUGGCUAGAAAUGAGAGAGUACAUGUAUACACAGAUAAGAAAGAUGCCCUUCAAGCUGUAAAGAUGAUGAAGGGAGCCCGCUUCAAAGCCUUUUCCAACUGUGAGGAUGCUGAAAGGUUUGCCAAGGGGAUCUGUGACUAUUUCCCCUCUCCCAACAAAUCUGCACCCUGUGUAUCUUCUGUCAAACCAGGCCUGGUCAUUAGUAAAGACAACAUUGAGGUUGAUAGCAUCAACCGGGAGCGGGCCAACAGUUUUAAGAGCCCACGCACCCAGGACCUGACAGCCAAACUGAGGAAGGCUGUGGAGAAGGGCGACGAGGAGGCCUUUAGCGAGCUGGUCUGGAGCAACCCACGCUAUCUCAUUGGCUCAGGGGAUAACCCCACUGUUGUGCAGGAGGGCUGCCGGUACAAUGUCAUGCACGUGGCAGCCAAGGAGAACCAGGUGGGAAUCGCCCAGCUGCUCUUGGACACCUUGGAGAACCCAGAGUUUAUGCGCCUAAUGUACCCAGAUGACAAGGAAGACAUGCUACAGAAACGUAUCCGCUACAUUGUAGAUCUUUACCUCAACACUCCAGAUAAAGCUGGAUUUGAAACACCGCUUCACUUUGCCUGUAAGUUUGGGUGCCCAGACGUGGUCAAUGUCCUGUGCUCGCAUCCUGACAUUGAUAAGAACUGUAAGAACAAGGAUGGCCAGAAGCCGGGUGAUCUCAUUUGUAGCAGAAAAAAUAAAACCCAAGAAGUGAAGCAGAAGAUAAGUGAAUAUUUGGAGGACCGCUACUAUAUCCCUUUGCUGAGGUCAGCUGACAACACCUCACAGCCCAUCAUUGGUGCUCCAUGGUCAUCUGAGUCCUCAGAAAGUCUCUCACUGAUCCAGCAGCACACAAAAGGCCCCAUGGAUCCAGUGAUGACUGUCACAGCCUUUGCUGGCCCACUGAGUCCCUCUAAAGCAAAUGAUUUUCGGCGCUACUGGAAGACACCACCCAGAGACCGGGCUGCCUUUUUCCACCACAUCCUUAAGUCUGAUCCAGACCGUGGAGCAGAGAGAGUGGGCAGAGACCUGGCUCAUGAGGGGGGACACCCCUGGGCUGAGUACUGGGACUUCCUUGACAGUUUUGUGGAUCUGUCGUCGACUGAGGGGCUCCGCAGGCUGGAGGAGUACCUGAGCAAGAAGGAUUUCAGCUUACAGGCUCAUGAGGAGGCUGGGGAGAAUGAGACCAGCAACAGGUUUAAAACCCCCUCUCCAGGAAAGCCCAAAAAGUUCUGCAACUCCAUCUCUGUUGGUGCCUUCCUGGAUGAGGGUGAUGACAUCAGCCUUGAGGAGAUGAAGAACCGGCAGAAUGCAGCACUCACCAGCAUCACCUCCUCUGUUGCAUCCAAGGAUGUCCUGAAGGGAGCAGUGGGCGGCCGUGAGUUCCACAUCCUACCCAUUGCGCUGCAUCACCGUGGGGCUGACCUGAUCGAGACAGCAGCUGAGCAGGACCUGCUGUGCUGCUGCGAUGACGGGCUCCUGUUGCCCGGUGUUGUAUGCAAAAAUGGGGUGUGCUCCUCCUCCAGAGAUAGGACUCACAAUGGAGACAAAGUGUCCCCUCGACCAUCCCCGUCCUCCUCCUGUCUGCUGUCGCCUAUCUCCAACCUGAUGGUGGAGUUUGAGCGCAUGUCGCUGCAAGAGCCAAGGAGCAGUGGGGGGAGCCGGCACUCGUACAGCUCCUCCUCAGCCACAGACCUGAGCUGCGGACUGAAUCGCAUGUCUCUCGGUCACAGCGGUGAGGACAGCGAGGCUGUGGAAGGCCCGAGCUGGAGAACAGAAGGAGGAGGGACAGAAGAGAGGCGCAGCAGUGGCAGCUCAGAGGAGUACUUUACAGCAGAGGAGGGUCUUGAGGUGCUGGGCAGGACUAGGGGGUCAGGGGUGCGCAACUUUUGUGCUAGGUCCAAGUCAUGGGACCAUAUGGGGAGGGACCUGAGCAGCUCAGGAUCUUCUUCAUCCUCAUAUAAGUCCUUAGACAACUCCCAUGAGUUAUCCCAUGAGAAAAGAGGACUUUUCAUUGAUGGGAAUUCACCAACCAGGUUGGACAGAGAGGUCUUGUCAGCAAUAGAAGGCAUGGAUGUCGAUCCCCAGAAGUAUCCCAGCAUUCAUAAGUGGAAGAGCACAAUGUCGUCAUACUCUGCAUCAGACAUGCAGAGUUGGCCCAGCCCUAUGGUGGUAAAACCACGACUCAGGAUGCAGCAUCAGACCCCCGGCUCUCCAGUCAGCGGCCUGAUGUCUCCCACCGGCCGCUUAAGUCCUGCCCGGCACGCCGCCUCGCCUGACUUUAGCCCCAGUCGUUACAGCCCAGCCAAUGCUAGCUACAUCCAGCGCAUUCGCCUCAAGCACUUGAACGAGCCGCCAGUCUAACUGCCUGCUCCUCCCCACUACCAACCUACAGUAGCUGCACCAAGGUGGCUACACCAGAGCUCAGAAACCACAUACCUAACAGAAAUAUGCACAAUGUCUGGAAGAUUUGUAUUAAUGAUGUAUGGUACUACUUCUCUAUGUAAUACAGGAAUUCUCAUCACGUUGGGUUGUGAUGUACACUCAAGACUUUCAAAAUGGGGGAGAAAAAGAAACCUUGACAAUUUAUGUACUGUGUGAGUGUGUACCAUUUUGAAUUUAUGGUAAUGUUGUGGCAAAUGUGAAGCACCUGUAUCAUAGCCUGAGUCCACUUUUUUGGAUAUCGUGAAUUCAAGUCGCACUCCCCAGAGUUAGUCGGUCACUAAAACCUUGGUGGAGAAUUCUCCACAAGAUUCUGACACUGAAGAUGUUCUCUAAAAAAAAAAAAAAAAGGUAAAAUGUCACUAUUUUAAAAUUAUUUUUUGUAUGUUGGUUAGUAGCACAAAAUUUAAAUGUUUUUAUUGAUGGUGUUAAAACCGACUGCCAUUUCUUAUGUUUAUCCUCAGUUCAGAAUUGCUUUAAUUUUAAAAUGAUAGACCAGUUCUGUCAGUUUGCGGCGGUCACUGAUGAUCACUGCAAACAUACAGACUGAGAUCGUCCAUGUUUUUAUUUUGUACUUCAAUAAAUGCAAACAUUUUCCCAUUUUUUAAA
Messenger RNA from Monopterus albus (swamp eel), 3740 nucleotides. It is a transcript of the gene ankle2, whose product is annotated as ankyrin repeat and LEM domain containing 2. The transcript has 13 exons. Gene Ontology annotation, cellular component: endoplasmic reticulum. The record is from RefSeq and is a predicted model, not a curated record. The coding region runs from base 174 to 3053 and encodes 959 amino acids. Gene Ontology annotation, molecular function: protein phosphatase 2A binding. Gene Ontology annotation, biological process: negative regulation of phosphorylation. NCBI's taxonomy places the organism in Eukaryota, Metazoa, Chordata, Actinopteri, Synbranchiformes, Synbranchidae.